Marasmius oreades (fairy-ring Marasmius) is the source of this 1284-nucleotide messenger RNA. RefSeq lists its product as uncharacterized. Lineage: Eukaryota; Fungi; Basidiomycota; Agaricomycetes; Agaricales; Marasmiaceae. The coding region runs from base 1 to 1284 and encodes 427 amino acids. The record is from RefSeq and is a predicted model, not a curated record. The transcript has a single exon.
AUGACUCCGAAAUCCAAGUCUCCGAGUCCCCCAAAGCCAGUGCCCCUCAGAAAACGCUCCGACUUUGAUCUUGAACCCAAUCCGUUUGAGCAGUCCUUCUCUGCGCCCUCCAACGUCAGAGGUGCCUCCCCCAACACCUCCACCGACACAAAAUCAGAGUCCCCGUCAGAGACUCAAAAGUCCACUUCCCCCCGUCCCGUCCUCCCCCCUCUCGCCUCCAUCAGCAGUCCCGCCGACCAGUCCUAUCCAUGGGCUUUCAACUCGUCGCUCGCAAACUCCCUUCGUUCAGGCCCUCUUUCCCCUGCUAUGCUAGCAGGUCCUCAGCAGCAACAACAACAGGCUCCAUCCCAACACCAUCCUCACCACCAUAUCGAUUUUGAUCCCAACUCGUUUCGUACCGGUUUAACCCCAAGGACAGGGCUUACUCCCAGAACAGGACUCACACCUGGUACCGGUCUGACCCCACUCGUCGGCGGACCCGUCGCUUUCCCUGCUAGUCCCAACACGGCUGCGUUCUUGGCUCUCAUGCACAACAAUCCCCCUACGGGGCCUACGAUCACCCCAAACACUCUCAAUGCCAUAACAGGUGCAUUGAACGCGCAGUAUCAUCCUCCAGACAAUAACGAAAACACGUCCAGUAACGCCUCCAACAACAGUAACAACAACAGCAACAAUAACAACACCAGUAGCGGUUCCUACUUGCAAUCCGCCAACGCCGCUGCAGCGACCGCUGCCAACGGUCUCUUUUUACUGUCUCAAGCUCAUCAAGAGCUUACCAAACGUGAAGAAGAAGCUCGCGCUGCGACGGGUGGUCCUGCUGGUGCUACCAACAACAACAGCAACAACAACAACAACGCAUCGACAUCCAUUGCCUCUAUUGAACCAGCAGGAACAUCGUCAAAGCGAGGGACAAAGCGUAAAAGUUCGAUUCUUCCACCACCUCCCCCACCUUCUAGUCGAAAACGGAGGUCGACGCGGAGAAAGAGCACAGAUGACGAAGAGGAGGAUGACGAUGAUGUCGAUAUGGAUAUGGAUAUGGACGUGACGCCGAUGAUAAGUAAAUCGUCAUCGACGACAACGCAAAAGGGAGGUCAGAAGAAGCCGGAAACGGAAGAAGAAAAGCGGAGAAACUUUUUGGAAAGGAAUCGACAAGGUACGAAUCAUUUCUAUUAUAAGAAUCUUUAUCUAUAUUACAUCUCUUCCCGCAGCCGCUCUCAAAUGUCGACAACGCAAAAAAGAAUGGUUACAAAAACUACAAGCGAAUGUAGAAAAACUGACGACUGA